GUGAUAACCCAUUAUGCACAUUUCUGAAUUUCAGAGGGAAUGAAAAUAUUUAGAAGUCUGAGAAGGAAAUGCUUCGAGGCUGACGAUGUAAACGUCGGCGAUUUGGUGGUUAAGACCAGACAGAAACAUCGUCUAAUGGCAGUUAUAUUCGAGGAGAUAAAUAAUCUAGUCGUCCUAAAUAAAAAGUCGACAGAUUCAAUAAGUGAAGUGUUAAAAUCACUUCUUCAUUAUCUCAAUUCCAAUACAACAGGUAGUAUAAUAUUUCCUUUAAUACAUGAUUUAGAAAAUGCUCAUUUCGAAUUAACGGAUACAUUGAAUAAACUAUUACCAGAGCCUAUUAUAAAACAAAUGGUAAAGUAUAAACAUUUAGAGCCUCAAUUAAAAGAACUGGAAUCUACAGCACAUCGUGUAAAUCGACAUAAGCGUAAUCUUAAUCAAAGUUAUAGCCGGAGCCGAAGUACAGUUAAAAAGGAGAAAGCGCAUAUUAAUUACAGGACAUCUUCAAUGAAUUAUGACUAUUUAACUAAUUGUUUAAUGGAUAAAAUGAAUACAGUUGAAAAUGAAGGUACAAUGGCUUGCUGUGAUGCAUUGUUUGUCCUUGUGUCGACGUAUAAACAAUUCAGUGAUCGAAUAUACUCUAUAUUAAAUUAUUUGUUUGAAGAAGUCAACAAACUACACGAAUGUGCUGCGAGAGAAUUGAAUAUGUCCUAUGCUAAAUCAUUAAAAAAUAUGGAAAAUGCAACUCAAGCAACUAAAUGGAAAGCAUCAAGUAUAAUGAGUUGUCAAGAUCGUGAAGGUUCCAUAUGCAGAAGUUCAUCAAGAGGACGAAUAAUAUCUAGCAAUUUCGAUUCAAGUGAUCGUCAAGCCAUAGAAAAUACUGAACAUGAUUCACUUUCAGUGACUGAACUUAGCAGUGAAUUAUUGGGGAUAAUAACACGUCAGAAAUCAUCUGACGAAACAAUCGGUUCAAACCAUUCUUAUCAUUGUUUGAACAAAAAAUCAUCAUCAAACUCAUCAUCACUAACAUUACCGCUACCGCCACCACCAUCCCUUCAACCGCCAUCAUCAAAAGCAUAUAUAAAGACAAUGGUGACAAAUACAACAAAUGAAUCGCAGUCUAAAGAAUCUCUGCCGCAGAAAGAUACAAACGGAGCAUUGUGUAAGAUAUCCUCUUCACAGUCAUCACAAUCAUCAACCUCGCUGUCGACAACAAAGUCAAAUGAAAUCAUAGAUUCAAAUGAUCACGAAAAUUCUAAUGAUACGACUACUUUAAACUCUGUUAGUAUUCAAAUGGCAAAAGUUGAUGAUACUAACAAUCCUGAUAUGAAAAGUGGCAAUGGUGAUGAUAUUAACAGUGAUAAAACGAAUAACGAUAAUAGUGGUAAUAAAGAAAAGUGUACAUUGACAAACAACCUGUUGUUCAAUUCAACUUCAUCAGCAUCGACUUAUUCCAUUUGUCAAUUUCCGUAUUAUUCCAAUCAAAAAUCCCAUCAUUACAAUCAAAACUAUCCCUAUGAUAUUAAAUCACCAACUGUUUCGACAAUUUACUCAAUAAGAAAUAAUAAUCCCAGUAGUAGCAUACUUACUGAAAAAACCGAAACAUUACUACCCAUUAUGAAAUCAUCAAAUGUAUGUAAUAUGAAUUAUGCUACUGAAAAGUCAUUAAGUAGCGUGCUUUAUUUAAAUAAAAAUAACAUGAACCCAUUGAGUGAUAGUUGUCUUUAUGACAAUAACAAUGAAAUUAGUUGUAUACCAAUAAUUGUUCAAAAAAACUCAUGGUCGAACACUUCUCCCAUUAAUAAUAAUGAUAAUAACAAGAACAGCAACAGUAGUAAUCAUAGUACUCGUGAAUUUGGUUCGGAUGCUAUUAAUAGCAAUGAUAAUCACAGGACUCUAUAUCGAGAAUCAUUGUUAAAUGAUAAUGAAGUUAGACCACCUAAACAAAAUAUUAUAUCUUGGGGUUGUUUACCAUCACCAAUAACUGAGGAAGAGGAUGAGUGAAUCAGAAAAGAAAAAAAAGAAGGUAAAAUAUUUACCUAAUUUGAAUAUCAGAUAACUGUCCAUUAUUUAAAUAGAUAGUCAUGAAUUAUGUCGAUGAAAAGAGAAAAAACAAAACUUCUAUUUUGUCAUCAUAAUUGGUUCAAUGGAAUGUAAUUGAAAGUAAAAUGUUAUUACAUAAUCAUAUAUUACUUUAAUCAGAUAUCAGUAGAAUAAUGACUGAUUGAUUGACUACCUAUCAGUAGUUUAUAUCAUAUUGACAUGAGUUUUGCCGUUUACUUUGCUUUCAAGUAUUUUCAGAAUCAUUAAUUUCUCUUAUUUUUUUUGGAAUAAAUAUUAACGUUAACUUUUGUUAAACAUUUAAUUAAUUGAAUAGGCUUUUGCAUAAUAAUUUGGACAUUAAUCUUACAGCACAUACUUAAAGUUACAAAUUAUGUGUUUAGCGGGAUUACUUACUUACUUACUCCUGUCACUCCUAAUGGAGCAUAGGUCGCCGACCAGCAUUCUUCAACUCACUCUGUCCUGGGCAUUCUUUAACGGGAUUACCACAUGAUAAUGGCUAGAAAAAAGUCUACAAUGCCAAUUACUAAAACAAAUAAUUAUAUGUCUAUUCAAUAAAGGUAUUAUUAUAAUGAAUUGACUGAAUAUCUAAGGCACAUCUUGUUCUCGAAAUCGACUGGAACCAAACAACGUAAUAAGUUAUAAAUAAUAUACAUAGAGAGGUGAGAGAACAGAUAUUUUAUCCAUCCAAUUUAGUUCUCAUAUAGCUUGUUUUAAGAAUUGCGUUUGUUUAUGUAAUUAUCUGACUCCUUGUUAAGCAACGCUGUUGUUUUAUGUGUGAUGAUGUCACAGUUUACCUUGAUAUGCCCAGAGAUUCUAAUCAACAUCAUGUACUAUAUUACCAGUUAGACCGGUGACCUAUUUGUCAAAGCUACACAAUGAAUAUCAAUCAAGGCCUUAACAUUUAUUGGUCCUAGAGCCCCUGCUAAUCCAAUUGCUAAUAAGAAGAUGAAGAUAGGUGGCAGAUUAAUCCUCUCUUUUGCUUAUGACUCAAAACUCAUACAAUUAUUUAUCGGAAAUGCCUGACCACACAGAACACCAAAUAAAAGAUCACACUUUAAGGGCCAUCAUGCUAUAAGUGUGGAGCGAACCGUACAUAAUUAGAUAGUAAAACGUAUAGCAACAGGCGGUAGGUCCACCGAAAGCUUACAAUAAGGGCAAUAUAGAUAUAACCAUACGGUUAUUGACUGGUUUUACAGUAAAGGCAUUUAUAAUGAAAAUAAUUUUAAAAAAUAGCCACAAAAGUUUCAACUUCCCUAAUACUCGCUGCCUCAUAACAGGAUAUACUUCUCACUAGAAGUAGUGUCAACUCGAACAUAGUUCAUUUCAACAAAUCGAAUACGAGUUUCUAUGUUGAUCGUCGACUAAAUGUUGUUGAGUUAUCACCAAGAUAUAAAAUAAUAGAAGCUGCAGAAGCCCCGUCGUAUUUACGGCCUUAGAAAUAUUGGUUUUGAAACAAAUUCAUAACUUCUGUCAAAAAGCAAAAAUAUGCGAAGAAAAUAUUGUUUUCGAUUAUUUCAUUCUCAAAAACUGUAC
Molecule: messenger RNA, 3594 nt
Organism: Schistosoma haematobium
Lineage: Eukaryota; Metazoa; Platyhelminthes; Trematoda; Strigeidida; Schistosomatidae
Exons: 12
Coding region: 40-2001 (653 amino acids)
Source: RefSeq, a predicted model, not a curated record